AUUGAAAUGAAAAAAGUCUGAAAUUCAACGUCGACGACAUCACAGCUGCCCUCAUCCGCUCAACAACGACUCAUCGACGAAGAAUAGGAAUCAGACAUCAUGGCUCCUAUUUCGAUUACAGAUAUCGUUGCAUCGCUCCCUUCAGAGGACUCAUGGGGACCCCCAGUCACUACCGAAAGCACUCUCGAUGGAGUUCCAUAUGCCCCUUUCUCCAAGGGGGAUAAGCUAGGGCGAAUGGCAGAUUGGGCUACGGAAGGGAAAGACGGAAGAGAUGGACGGGGUGGCAGACAAGCAUAUAACCGCUUGUACAGAGAUCAGCAAGUGUACGGUGCUGGGACAUCUAGCCUGUUCUCCGUCCCGGUGGCCGAAGAUGAAUCCUCCUUCUCUGUCGUCGAUAAUACAAGAUCCUCUACGAAGACUCGCGGAUUUGGUCGUGGCGGGGGCACCAUCUUCCGUGGCCGUGGCCAACGAGGUGGCCCUGGACAACGCGGCCGCGGUGGCUUCCAAAGAGUGGGUGCAGGACGAGGCGGUCAGUCUGGCGGAGACCGAUACUAUGACAACCGGGGUGGACGAGGUGGCCGGGGCCGCCGAUUUGGAUGGAGAGAUUACGACAAACCCCAACGUAAUCGCGAUAGCUCAGUGCACAUCCGCACUGAGUGGACCAUGCGGGAGGAGAUCGACUUCACAAGACUUGCGAAACUCAACCUCGAGACUCCUGAUGGCGAGGAUAUUGACAAUUACGGCUUCCUGUACUACUAUGAUCGCACAUAUGAUAAACCUCCUGUGAGGAACACGGAGCGAAAACUGCAGUCUCUUGAUCGUGCUGCGUACAACGUCACCACUACCGCCGACCCAGUCAUCCAAGAACUGGCCGAAAAGGAUGAGGCCACCUUGUUCGCCACGGCUGAUAUUCUCUCCAUGCUGAUGUGCGCUCCUCGCAGCGUGUAUUCUUGGGAUAUUGUUAUCAUCCAACAAGGCAACAAGAUUUACUUCGACAAACGUGACAACGCAUCCAUCGACUUGGUAACAGUCAACGAGAACGCUCAGGAUGCACCUCUCGAAGCCUCAGAGGCAGGAGGAGCCAAGCAAGACUCCAUCAACACCCCUGGUGCCCUCGCCAUCGAAGCCACUGUCAUCAAUCAUAACUUCGCUCUUCAAACCGUGAUCGAAUCUGACACCUCCAAGGUCGAAUUCGCCCACCCUAACCCCUUCUACAACGCGUCCGAAGAGAGCGAGCCCCUCGCUUCCAAGGCCUACAAGUACCGCCGCUUCGACCUCUCUCUUGAGAAGGACGAGGAACAGCUCCAGCUGAUCGUGCGUACUGAAGUCGACGCCGUAGUCAAAAACAACAUCAGCGGCGAUGACCAGUACCUGACCGUCAAGGCCCUCAACGAAUUCGACCACAAAUCCCAAGGCGCCGGCGGCGCACUCGACUGGCGCACCAAGCUCGUCUCCCAGCGUGGCGCCGUCCUCGCCACCGAGAUGAAGAAUAACAGCUGCAAGCUCGCCCGAUGGGCCACACAGGCCAUCCUAGCCAAGGCCGACAUGAUGAAGCUCGGCUUCGUGUCGCGCGCCAAUCCAAAAUCAGCCGCUGCGCACGUCAUCCUGGGCGUGGUGGGCUAUAAGCCGCGCGAGUUUGCUGCGCAAAUGAACCUGAAUCUGUCGAACGGAUGGGGUAUUGUGCGGACGAUUGUGGACUUGAUUCGAGGGUUGGAUCAUGACGAUGAGGAUGACAGUGAUGGCGAUGUGCGCAAGUUCGUGCUUGUGAAGGAUCCGAAUAAGCCUGUGAUUCGACUUUAUCAGGUUCCGGUAAAUACGUUUGAGGAGGAUGAGGAUGCUGGGGCUGAGACAGUGAAGGAGGAGAAGGAGUCGGAUGAGGAUGAAGCGUAAAAAGAUGCUGGCUCCCUUUUUAACUUGGUUUGAUUAUGUUACUUGGUUGAUAAAAAAACGUCAUUGAUAAGGACGCCGUUUCAUGACCCCUUUUCUUUUUCCUUUCGUUUGUUUCCUUAGUUUUAAAUUCCAUCUCCUUCUCGAGUAUGUGAUUGAUGAUAAUAAUGCCUCCUUCCGUCCUUUUUACGUUCUACAGAUACCGGAAAAAUGUUUCAGAAGCUAAAGCUUACGAGAAUUGGUCAUCCGGAAGAAUAUAAAACUUUUAGCAAUAUAUUGAAAGUGGUUCUGAAGAGGCAUAAGCGAGCCACAUCGUCAUGAUCAAAUCCCACGUAACUAAUCCGUAGGCAGGUAGCCAAUAACUCCAACUGCCACCCCUUCCUAUUGUCAUAAUGCAAUCCGCCCGAAUCCCAUCCCAUCGGCGCGAUUCCCGUAACUCUUACCCCAGCUGGACGGCGAGGAUCAUGUAGAUAAAGAGGGACUUUGAAGAAGUAUGAAACACGGGAAGAAUUAUGCGAAGGACGUAACUUUUUAGGAGAAGAAAUGAGUCGAUGAGUAAACACACAUAUAAUAUAUAAUAUAUAUAAAAUAAACCCUCAUAAAUAUUGUAACAUAGACAGAGAAGAGAAAAGAAAAAAAACCAAUCAG
Molecule: messenger RNA, 2535 nt
Organism: Blastomyces dermatitidis ER-3
Lineage: Eukaryota; Fungi; Ascomycota; Eurotiomycetes; Onygenales; Ajellomycetaceae
Product: translation initiation factor 3 subunit D
Exons: 2
Coding region: 100-1890 (596 amino acids)
Biological process (GO): translational initiation
Cellular component (GO): cytoplasm; eukaryotic translation initiation factor 3 complex
Molecular function (GO): translation initiation factor activity
Source: RefSeq, a predicted model, not a curated record